This is a messenger RNA of Rhizopus microsporus ATCC 52813, 4271 nucleotides long. RefSeq names its product alpha-aminoadipate reductase Lys1p. Gene Ontology annotation, molecular function: phosphopantetheine binding; L-aminoadipate-semialdehyde dehydrogenase [NAD(P)+] activity. The record is from RefSeq and is a predicted model, not a curated record. The coding region runs from base 51 to 4205 and encodes 1384 amino acids. The transcript has 3 exons. Gene Ontology annotation, biological process: L-lysine biosynthetic process. NCBI's taxonomy places the organism in Eukaryota, Fungi, Mucoromycota, Mucoromycetes, Mucorales, Rhizopodaceae.
CUCUUCAUUGUCUCUUUAUUUUUUUUUUCUUUCUAUUAUUUAUUCUUAUAAUGGUAAACACUGUAGAUACUAUUUCAAUUUGGAAGUCUCGUCUUCAAAACUUGACGGACUUACUAUUACCAACUGACUAUCCAAGACCAUUACCUCCACGUACAGUCGAAGAAGUUUUAUCUUUUGAUCUCCCAGAGCAAACACUCUUGAGUCUCGUUCAAGCAUCAAUGUAUGAUGUUCGUCCAACUCCAUUCUCUGUCAUUCUUGCUGCCUUUUCUGUUUUACUUCAACGCUAUACUGGUGAUGAAGAAUUCGCUAUUGGUACAUCCUCUCCUACUGGUAAUCCUCUACUGUUACGUCUACAUGUCGAUCCUUCAAACACAUUCCGUGGUAUCAUUGAUAUGGUGACAAAGGUAGAACAAGAGGCAUUAACUCAAGAGGUUCCCUUUGAUCAAUUAUGUGAUGCUGUUUACGAAGGCACAGAUCCCGAAAGCAGACGCCCUCUUUGUCGUGUGCGAUUUUAUAAUGAACUCGAUUCACCUUCUCAACAUCACCUUGCAACAACAUCCGCAAGCUCCGAUUUGACCAUCUUUAUCUCGUCACCUACAGCAUCCUCUUCCUUAAGAACCUCCUUCCUUCGUCCAGUAUCCAUUCGUAUUGUAUAUAAUCAAAUCCUUUUCUCACCUAAGCGUAUCGAAUACCUCUUUUCUCAAUUGACGACCGUCAUUGAUACAGGUGUCAAAUCCGCGGAACUCGCCGUUGGUCAGAUCCCUCUUUCUGACUCUGGUCUACCCAGUUCACCCUUACCUGACCCUACCGCUGACCUGCACUGGUCCCUCUGGAGAGGAGCUAUUCCUGAUAUCUUUAAUGAAAAUGCCAAGCUGCAUCCUACGAGAACAUGUAUUGUCGAAUCCAGAGAUGAUAAUACCACUGUCACAUACACUUAUGACCAAAUCAACCAAGCAUCCAACCUUGUCGCUCACUAUUUGCUGGCAAACAAUAUUCAGAGAGAGGAUGUCGUGAUUAUUUAUGCAUACAGAGGUGUGGAUCUUGUCGUAGCUAUCAUGGGUGUUCUCAAGGCAGGAGCUACUUUUAGUGUGAUUGACCCUGCAUAUCCACCUGCACGUCAAGAAAUCUAUCUUUCCGUAGCUAAACCCCGUGGUUUGAUUGUUCUUCAAGAAGCCGGACAGAUAGCCGAAUCAGUACGAGACUACAUCAAGCGCGAGCAAGACAUCAUCUGCGAGAUUUCUUCAUUAAAGAUCGGAAGCAACGGUCAACUCUCCGGUGGUGUGACAAGAGACGGAGCUGAUAUUUUUGACACCGUGCGAUCUCUUUCGGACGAGUAUCCCAACGUGGUGAUUGGCCCCGACAGCAUUGGUACUCUCAGUUUCACAAGCGGCAGUACAGGUAUCCCCAAGGGCGUUCGCGGUCGCCACUUUUCUCUAACUCACUUUUACCCCUGGAUGGCCGAGACGUUUGGUUUAUCAAGCCAGGACAAAUUUACAAUGCUCUCUGGUAUUGCUCAUGAUCCUAUCCAGCGUGACAUCUUUACGCCUCUCUUUUUGGGUGCCGAGUUGCAUAUCCCCACAUCCGAAGAUAUUGGUAUCCCCGGUCGUUUAGCUGAAUGGAUGAACCGUGCACAGGUCACAGUGACCCAUCUGACGCCCGCCAUGGGUCAACUCCUCUCUUCACAUGCUCAAGUCGAAAUUCCUUCAUUGAUCAAUGCCUUCUUUGUGGGCGACAUUCUCACCAAGCGUGACGCGGCUCGUAUUCAAAAGUACGCGCCCAAUGUGUCUGUGAUCAACAUGUAUGGUACGACCGAAACCCAACGUUCUGUCUCACACUUUGUCGUUCCCCCUCGAUCCAGUCAUCCUGCCUUCUUGAGCUCUCAAAAGGAAGUCAUCGCUGCCGGUAAGGGUAUGGUCAAUGUUCAACUCUUGGUCGUCAACCGCCAUGAUCGUACCAAGAUGUGCGGUGUUGGUGAGAUUGGUGAAAUCUAUGUACGUGCACCUGGAUUGGCCGAGGGAUACCUCAGAUUACCUGAAGCUACUGCUGAAAAGUUCAUUCCUAACUGGUUCGUUCCAAACGCUUGUGUGGACGAUGGUAAGGACGAGUCGACAGUGAAGGACGAUCGAUGGAAGCAAUUCUACCAGGGAAAGCGUGACCGUAUGUAUCGUUCAGGUGAUCUGGGCCGAUACCGUCCUGAUGGUAAUGUCGAAUGUACUGGCCGUGCUGAUGAUCAAGUCAAGAUCCGUGGCUUCCGUAUAGAACUGGGUGAGAUCGAUACACACCUCUCUCAACACCCCUUUGUUCGUGAAAACGUCACAUUGGUGCGUCGUGACAAGAAUGAAGAGCAGACGCUCGUGGCUUACUUUGUGCCUAACCCCACUGCAAAUACCGAUUUUGCAAGCGCUACUGAAGAUGACGAACAAGAUGAAAAGGAUAUCUUCUCGAGCCGUACCUUCCGUCGUCUCAUCAAGAACAUCCGUGAUUAUCUCAAGCAAAAGCUUCCUAGCUACGCUGUUCCUUCUGUCUUUGUGCCACUUAUUCGUAUGCCCUUGACGCCUAAUGGUAAGGUCGACAAGAACGCCUUGCCUUUCCCUGAUACAGCUCAAUUCAACAAGGCCAAACCAGUUGUUGCUUCAGAACUUCCCGAGAUGACACCUAACGAACGCAUCAUUCACGAUAUCUGGAAAGACCUGCUUCCUGCUGCUGAUCCAGUGAUUGGUCUGACGGAUAACUUUUUCGAUAUUGGUGGACACUCGCUGAUUGCCACACGUCUCAUAUUUGAGAUCCGUCAAAAGUUCCAGGUCGAAGCUCCCUUGGGUCUUGUGUUUGCCGAACCUACCAUUGCUGGCCUUGCUCGAGAAGUAACCAAGCUCCAAAGCGGCGAUCUGCUAUUAGAAAGUGAUGGCUUGACUCAACAAGAAGAACAAAAGAAGGAAGUAGUCGAUUAUGCAUCUGACGUGCCCACCCUUGCACAAGAGUUCCUUCAGCCAAGUUAUGAGGCUCUCCCUGUUGCUGACCAUUCACGUACAUACGUCUUGACUGGUGCCACUGGUUUCUUGGGUGCCUUUAUUCUCGAAAAAAUCCUGGGAUACGAUAAUACUCACAAAGUGUUCUGUAUUGUUCGUGCCAAGGAUAAUCAAAGCGCAUUUGAUCGAGUCAAGAAGGCUGCUGUUGAUCAUUUGGCCUGGAAGGAUAGCUGGCAAGACCGUGUUGAGGCGAUCUGUGGUGACCUCGCGAGCGAUCGUCUGGGCCUUUCUGAGGCUGAUUGGAACCGUAUGACAAAAGAAGCCGACGCUAUCAUCCAUAACGGUGCUCUCGUUCACUGGGUCUAUCCAUACCAACAGCUCCGUGCUCCCAACGUCCUUGGUACUCUCUGGGCCAUGCGCUUAGCUACUGAACACAAGUCCAAGUCUUUCCAUUUUGUCUCCUCUACUUCUGUCUUGGACACGCCUUACUACAUCAAUCAGGGCAACUAUGUGUUGGAAAGCGACGCGUUAGAAGGUGCACGCACAGGUUUAGACAGCGGAUACGGACAAAGCAAGUGGGUUGCUGAGAAACUGAUCAUGGAAGCCAGAAAGCGAGGUAUGCCCGCAACCAUCAUUCGCCCUGGUUAUAUCCUUGGUGAUUCUCGUACGGGCGUGACAAACACGGAUGAUUUCAUCUGGCGUCUACUCAAGGGAUGUGUCGAACUUGGCUACGUCCCUGCGAUUGCUAAUGAUGUCAACUGCUGCUCUGUCGAUUACGUUGCCUCUGUUGUCGCAGGUGCUGCUCGUCACGAUCAACAGUCAAUUCAGCGCGGUGUUCUUCAAGUGACCCAUCCUGCUGGCUUUACGUACAAUAAGAUGUUCCAAUCCUUACUGACCUAUGGAUACAAGGUGCAACAAACCGAAUAUAUCGAUUGGAGAAACAAGUUGAUGGAAUACACACUCAAGGCUCAGGACCAUUCCUUGUUCCCUCUCUUACACUUUGUCUUGGAUGAUUUACCUACCUCUACCAAGAGCGCUCCAUUGGACGAUCGAAACACACAGACUGUGUUGGCACUGGAUGGUGUUCAACUUCCCUUGAUGGGAGAUGAUCUCUUGGGUCUUUAUUAUGCUUACUUGGUCAAGGUCGGGUUCAUGCCACAGCCUACAUCCGGUCAUCGUGCGCUACCCGAAUUAAACAUUCAGGCGACCUUACUGCAACGUAGUGGCGCUAAACAUUAAAGAAAAAUUGUGUAAUAUAGUUGUAAAGAAUCAAUAAAAACCAUAUAGAAUAUAUAUAUAUAUAUA